ACUUCAUUGAACAGUGAUACCGACCUCUGCUCGAGCACAGGAACUCGACUCUCCUCUAUCCACCAUGUCGUCCUCUUCCUUCAUGGUACUCCGAGCGAGCUCUUCCCGUCGAAGUAUAAGCUCCCUCGUCCAUAUCGAUGCAGGAGGACGACGACCCAGCCAUCGUCCAAAAGAUCGUUUUCAAAUUGAACCUGUCCCUACCUCCAUCACCUGUUCGCGAUCCUUUACUUCUUCAGCAUUCCGUCAUGCUUCUACCACGACAGAGAGUGCAGGCUCUAAGGGAACUACCAAGCAAUCGGCGUUCCAAGAGAGGAUGGCGAAACAGGAAAUGACGAUGCAGCAAUUUUCUCAGAAGAAGAGAAUUCAGGCUGAACUUCAUCGAAGGCAUGCCGGAUUAUCUUUUCCUCUAUUCAAUGAUCUCACGUACGCUCCCCUGACUCUGGACAUGAUCUUGAAAGGUCUGACGACACCUGGAAACCUCUGGAGACAUCUUCGUCACAGAUGGAUGCGUGACGAUAUAACGAUGAAUAUGGCGACACAGGCGGAAGGUGCCACGAUCAAUGCGUUGAAACCUGAUUACGUCCCUCGUGUACUCAACCCGUACCAAAAGGUCAAGCACUGGCUCAUGAAGCGAGGAGCAACGGAUGCCCCUGAAAUCGCUUACAAACCGCAAAUGCGAUAUGCUUCGUACUUGGCGAGAGCGUUCGAUCAGUGGAAGAUCUACAACGAGGCUUUGGCAUCCCGAGAUACUGCUCUUCUCGACCAGGUUGCUGUCAAUCCUGCCAUCAAGCUUGGUCAUGUGCUCAUGUCAAGUAAUCGCAUUGUAGACUGGCAAGUAACCAAGGAAUUCGCAAAGCCCGAACUGCUCUGGAUGAGAUUAGCGUCCGAGGAUGAGCGUGGCGUGUCAGCGUAUUUUCAAGUCUGUGUACGAUUCGACACGGAACAGGUGAGUCAGACGACCAUUAUACAUGAUAUCUCAUGCCGUGCGCGUCAGACCAUUACGACAGUCGAAACCUCUGCCAGGCCCGAGCUGCCUGUCGCUCCUACCGCUGCUCCGGGCAAGCGAGUCCCCGAUUGGAAGCUUAGGGAAUACCGCGAUGCCAUGUUGAAGUACCAAUACCAACUCGCUACCGAUCUCCAUCAUCGACAACAGGGUGAUAUGGUGUUCCCCGAAGGAGUUGGUAUAAAGAGUCUCAAAUCGGUACAAGGUCUUCCUCGACACACCGAGACUAGUCGAGUGAUCGAUAAUGUCGUGUUCCAAUUCACGACAGCCGAAGCGUCUGGUCCUUGGAAAGUUCGCGAGAGGGUUCCUAGCUAUCCACCUCAUUACAUGAUGACUGAAGAGGCCUGGGAGGAGUUACAACGAAAGUCUUUGGAGACGGACGAAAAGAUGGGUGUACCUUCCACUUUGACCAUCCACCACGUCAACACUAGCGAGUGGAACAAGCGGCAGCGAUUGGAGGCGGAGCAAGGCUCACCAAGUGAUGAUCAAGCUAAGAGGAUCGGUGCAGGGGCUCAGUAGUCUUGUAAAGCAUUCAUAGGGCCUCCCAAAAGGACGUUGCAUGAGGACCGGUCGACAUAGAUUAGCCGCAUGAUAGAGGAAUAUCUUCCACUGAACAGUGGACAGAUCAAGCCACGCUGAUGCUAUGCAAUGGAUGAA
Messenger RNA from Kockovaella imperatae, 1660 nucleotides. RefSeq lists its product as hypothetical. Lineage: Eukaryota; Fungi; Basidiomycota; Tremellomycetes; Tremellales; Cuniculitremaceae. The transcript is spliced from 4 exons. The record is from RefSeq and is a predicted model, not a curated record. The coding region runs from base 65 to 1522 and encodes 485 amino acids.